Helianthus annuus (common sunflower) is the source of this 661-nucleotide messenger RNA. Its product is annotated as histone H3.2. Gene Ontology annotation, cellular component: nucleosome. The coding region runs from base 83 to 493 and encodes 136 amino acids. The transcript has a single exon. NCBI's taxonomy places the organism in Eukaryota, Viridiplantae, Streptophyta, Magnoliopsida, Asterales, Asteraceae. The record is from RefSeq and is a predicted model, not a curated record. Gene Ontology annotation, molecular function: protein heterodimerization activity; structural constituent of chromatin; DNA binding.
UCAACAAAUCACCCAUAAAUCUUUUCAAACAUUCAAAAACAUUCACACAUCUUUUCAUUCACAACAAUCAAACUUUUCCCAGAUGGCCCGUACCAAGCAAACCGCCAGAAAAUCCACCGGAGGAAAGGCUCCACGUAAGCAACUCGCCACCAAAGCAGCCAGAAAGUCAGCUCCGGCCACCGGAGGAGUGAAGAAACCCCACAGAUUCAGGCCAGGAACCGUGGCAUUGAGGGAGAUCAGGAAGUACCAGAAGAGCACUGAACUGUUGAUCCGGAAGCUGCCGUUUCAGAGGCUGGUGAGGGAGAUUGCUCAGGAUUUCAAGACUGAUUUGAGGUUCCAAAGCUCUGCUGUUGCUGCUUUACAAGAAGCUUCUGAAGCUUAUCUUGUUGGGUUGUUUGAGGACACCAAUCUGUGUGCGAUUCAUGCCAAGAGGGUUACCAUUAUGCCCAAGGAUAUGCAGCUUGCUAGGAGGAUUAGGGGUGAGAGAGCUUAAGGGUGUUGUAAUGCUUGUUUGGUUGUUUUCAGUGGAUGUUCACUUCUUGUGAAUUUGUUUUAGAUCUAUCUGGUUUAGGUUUUAAUUUCAGUGUUUAGAAGUUUAUGUUUAUGUUAAUCAAAUCCAUGGUUGUUAAUCAAUAUUAAUGUUUAUGUUUUUAAUGUUCUA